UUUAAAUUGUGAUUGUUCAAAUCUUUUUGUAUGUAACUCGCAACAGUAAGUGCAAUUCAGCCACCCUGGUAGGCAAUCCGACCACGUCGGAUCGCCGACAAUUUGCAAAGGUAUAUCAAGACUAGAAAAUCCACCCGCCGAUGAGCGGCUAUAAAGUGCAAUAUGUGACAAUCCGAUUUGAUGCAUGCUUGAUUAACCAAUAUACAAAUAAAAUACUAAUACGUCAUUAAUAAUUAUUAAUAAUAAUAAUUUAAUUAACGAUUAACCAAUGGCAACCAAUUAUUAUUAUUAUUGUAACUUUAAAACCCAUAGCAACCAUUUAUAAACAAACAUUUCCACUGUAAAUCUCAAAAUCCUCGUUUAAGCACAUCCCCGGGUUGGACUUAGGGGUAUGAAAAAUAGUUAACUUCACUCUCUCAGACUUACUGAAUAUACACACAAAAUUUCAUGAAAAUCGGUCAAGCCGUUUCGGAGGAGUUUGGCGACAUACAUUUUCUAUAUUGUGACACGAGAUUUUUAUAUAUUAGAUAACAAAUUUACUUCUUUACCUACAUGAAUAUAAAGUAACUAAUAGUUAAUAAGUACCUACAUAAUAUAGCGUAAUAUUGUAAUAUUGUGUACUAAUUGUAUAGUGUUAUGGUAGAACAAUUUUAGUACAAAAAAAUGAAUAUUAUUCAAGAAAAAUAGAAAUUACCAAUAUAAAUAUUCUGUGUAAAUUUACAGUGGAACUUUAACGUCCGGUUCGUGCUUAACUAUGACGUGAGUCUGCGCGGGUGGGUCUCACAAUAAGUUGAUAAGCACGACAAUCGGAACGCGGUAAUAUUAUUAUGUAUUACGUGAAUCGCAAAACUGCAACAAUCUACAUUGAUAAGAAUUUAUUCUGUAUUUUUAAAAUACGACAGAAAAAUAAUUCGUAAAAAUUAGAAUACGAUUUGUUUGUUAUUUUUCAAACAUUGAAACAUAGUAACGCGUUUUCAAGCGUUGUGUGGACUGUGGAUACGAUUUUAUUAUUAUUAUUUUUAACAAGACGUAAUAAUAACUACACAUUUAUUAGUUUUUUAAUUAAAAUAUAAAAAAACCCGAAUUUGCGGAAGUGCAUAAUUAUAAAAACAUACACUUGCUUAAAUCAGCAUCACGUGUUUUUAAGUGCGAGCUGUUAUUAAUUAUUAUUCUUCUCCUGUCUAACUAAAAUAAGUCGUGGCUUAUUAUAAUAUAUGGGUACACAUUUCUAAAGAUUUAUCUGCGUGCAUUAAUGACAGUAAUAAUAUUAUAUUAUUUACAACCCCGCAGCUUUUAAAUUUAAAACCACUUUUAUCAUUCCAUCGCUAUAGAUGCCGAGUAACUAUGCCUAUUAACAAAUGUUAGAUUAUGGUAUAUGCUAUAGAAAUUCUAUCGUUAUUAUUUUAUAACAAAACAGGUACCUAUCUAAAUAUUAUUCACCUUUGCAAAAGAGCAUUGUCACAUCAAUUUAUUAAGAGAAUAAUAAUAUAAUAUAAUAUAAUAAUACAGUCGUCCAUAUAGUAGUUUGGUAUAUUAUAUAAUUUUUAAUUAUAUUUAGUAAUAAUAAGACAGUUGUUUCUGAUUUUUUGUGGAUAAUAAAUAUUGAAACGAGACAAAUUAAUCAUAAGCAAAAACGUGGGUGCCAAAAUGGCCCAAAAUUUUUUUUGCCCACGGGUGGCAAAAUUUUAAAUAAGGCCUUGGCCUGCGCAGUAACACAAUAAUAUAGGGUAUAGGUUUCAUAUAUUGUACUCGCGUAUUUUUCGUCGUAAGAUUAUAGUUAAUUUGUUGGCUAAUAAUAAUGAUUUUUUUCUCGUAAAAAAUUUCCUUGUUUUGUAUUAGUUAGUUUUUUUCUGUUUUUUCCUGUUUGUUUUUUUUUUUUUUACUUAAAGUUUUCUAUAGUCAUGACGUAUGCACCAGAAAACUUUAAGAAACGGUACGUGUGGGUAUAGAAAACGAUAGCGCCGCAUUGUGCACCGCAGAAUACGUAAGUAUAAUUUGAUAUUAUAUAGAAAACGAUGCUGCAAGCCCUCCGUGUGUGUGUCACACGUUCGUCGACUAUGAAUAAUUAUUAACUUUAAUGUUUAUUUUAUUGCAGGACGACAACUCACUGCUAUCAGCGUAACUUCAAUGCAGGUCGUCACCGUGGUCGGAACUUUGGCUGUGACCGUCUUAGCGCUGCUGCUCUGCCUGUUGUGCGCAGGACUCGCGAUGACUGCGUUCAUCGCCAACAUCGUGAGGAGUCCUGCAGUGCAACGGGCAUUGAUAAAGCGUUUUCCGGGAGCAGCCGGAACGGUAGACGGAGAGACGGCGUCGCGUUGCGUGUCCGUCGCGUCGGAUUACGCAAGACGGGUGACUGUGAUACUAGCCUUCGAAAUUUGGUUCCUCGCUCAGUCCGUCGGCACCGGAAUGUUUAUAGUAGUGGAGUUGAUCAGACUCUCCAGCCGACCUGAAGAUCAGACGCCGCUGAAGUCGGUCGCCGGAGGUCCGAUUGCAGCACAGGUCGUAGACACCACAGCUGCGGACGUCGCUCCGCUACCGGACAGUGCGGAGAACUCGGCACCCGUCACCACGGAAAACAGCACUCCGCUGCCAGUUGGCAGCGUCAAGAAACCGUCCCCCGUGGAAGCCGUGACUACGGAAAACGGCACUCCGCUGCCGAUAUGCAGCGUCGUGAAGCCGUCAGCCGCGCGGACACCACACCAAGCACAUAUAAAUAUUGGAAAAAGAGACAUGCCUUAUUUUCGAAAUUCGACCAAGAGAGCUUUUACUCGGUCUGUCCCGAGACACUCGGCGCCUAUAUAUGGCAGAAAAGUGUGACCGGGUGAAAGUGGCUGUGGACCCGUUUUGCGGCGCCGGCGGAAAUAUAAUCCAGCUUGCCCGACUGUUCGACAAAGGUACUUACAGUCAGCCUAUGAUAUUACCAAGUAUAUUUGAUGAUAUUAUAGUGAAUAAAGUUAUUUAUAUAUAAC
Molecule: messenger RNA, 2969 nt
Organism: Metopolophium dirhodum (rose-grain aphid)
Lineage: Eukaryota; Metazoa; Arthropoda; Insecta; Hemiptera; Aphididae
Exons: 3
Coding region: 2128-2817 (229 amino acids)
Source: RefSeq, a predicted model, not a curated record